CCACAGCAGCAGCAGCCGCCACCGCCGCAGCCACAGCCGCCGCCGGAGGGGGGCGCGGCGCGGGCGGGCGGCCCGGCGCGGCCCGUGAGCCUGCGGGAAGUCGUGCGCUACCUCGGGGGCAGUGGCGGCGCCAGCGGCCGCCUCACUCGCGGCCGCGUGCAGGGGCUGCUGGAAGAGGAAGCGGCGCGAGGCCGUCUGGAGCGCACCCGCCUGGGAGCGCUCGCGCUACCCCGCGGAGACAGGCCGGGACGGGCGCCGCCGGCCGCUAGCGCACGCGCGGCGCGGAGCAAGAGAGGUGGAGAAGAACGGGUGUUUGAGAAAGAAGAGGAAGAUGAGGAUGAAGACGAGGAGGAGGAGGAGGAGGACAAUGUAUCUGAGGGCUCAGAAGUGCCCGAGAGUGACCGACCCGCAGGUGCUCAGCACCACCAGAUUAAUGGAGAGCGGGGCUCUCAGAGUGCUAAGGAGAGGGUCAAGGAGUGGUCGCCCUGUGGACCCUACCAGGGCCAGGAUGAAGGGCGGGGACCAGCACCUGGCAGCUGCACACGGCAGGUGUUCCCGAUGACAGCUGUGAAUAAAGAAGGGGGAUCAGCUUGUGUUGGAGCGGCUCCAGAUUCUCCAUCUCCGGUGCCUUUGCCUCCAGGAAAGCCAGCCCUACCUGGGGCUGAUGGGACACCUUUUGGCUGUCCUCCUGGGCGCAAGGAGAAGCCGACGGACCCAGUGGAGUGGACAGUCAUGGAUGUGGUGGAGUACUUCACGGAGGCAGGCUUCCCAGAACAGGCCACUGCUUUUCAAGAGCAGGAAAUUGAUGGCAAGUCUUUGUUGCUCAUGCAACGUACAGAUGUGCUCACUGGCCUGUCCAUCCGCCUGGGCCCAGCCCUGAAGAUCUACGAGCACCACAUCAAGGUGCUUCAGCAGGGCCACUUUGAGGAUGACGAUCCUGAUGGCCUUCUAGGCUGAGCGCCCACCCGUGUCCCCACCCCAGCCAGUCCAGACUGUACCCAUGGGGGCCCAUAGUCCAGGAGCUGGACGUGGGCACACUCAACCUUCCUAACAGACUCCAGGGAGGGGGUGCCCUUCUCCAUUCUCCCCCCUUUUCUCACACCCCUGACCUUAGUUCACCCCUCUCCACGCCAGUGGAGUUGUGGGGUUGGAGGACUUGGUUGGCUCAUUUACCUGGGGUCACCCUUUCUCCCCAAACCAGGACAUUUUUGAAAAACAAAACAAAACAAAAAAAACGGGAGCUUCCUGUGGCCCCAAACCCCUCUUCAGUUCAGCCAGAUGUAUCUUUUAUGUGUUUUGUUCUGCCUAUUCAUCCUGGUGGUGGUUUUUCCUCGUCCCACCACCCCCGUGACCUCCCCCUUGACCCCCAGCCUCUGGGGAACAGGUGAGGUAAGGGACCUUGGGUCCUCUUUCCCUUUCUGUCUGUCUACUAUUGUACCACCUGGCUGUAUUGCUUUUUAAUAUUGCACCGAAGGUUUUUUAAAUAAAACUUUAAAAAAAA
This is a messenger RNA of Mus pahari (shrew mouse), 1501 nucleotides long. RefSeq names its product sterile alpha motif domain containing 1 (gene Samd1). The record is from RefSeq and is a predicted model, not a curated record. The transcript is spliced from 5 exons. The annotation marks the transcript as partial. Lineage: Eukaryota; Metazoa; Chordata; Mammalia; Rodentia; Muridae. Gene Ontology annotation, molecular function: protein binding.